This is a messenger RNA of Talaromyces proteolyticus, 468 nucleotides long. RefSeq lists its product as uncharacterized. The record is from RefSeq and is a predicted model, not a curated record. Lineage: Eukaryota; Fungi; Ascomycota; Eurotiomycetes; Eurotiales; Trichocomaceae. The transcript has a single exon. The coding region runs from base 214 to 405 and encodes 63 amino acids.
CCAGCCUAAUGCGGGGCGCACUGCUGUUUAUAGAAGUUUUGCUACUAGCCCAGGACUACCCUGUCGCGUGGAUCUGCGCGCUAUCGGUGGAGGUGGCUGCUGCAAAGGCCAUGUUUGACAAAAUCCAGGACUCGCUUCCUCAGCCACCAACAGACCACAACGUGUAAUUAAUUACACACUUGGAAAAAUUGGCAACCACAACGUCAUUGCGGUAUGUUUGGCGUCAGGUGUAUACGGGAAGGUUUCCGCUUCCACUGCAGUUUCGCAUAUGGUUACUUUUCCGAGCAGCGUCAAAUUCGGAUUGAUGAGCAGAAUUGGAGGAGGUUUCCUGGCCCAAAUUCUGAUAUUCGUCUUGGUGAUGUCGUGGUCAGUAAGCUAACUGCUGGGUUUGGUGGUGUCAUUUAGUAUGACUACGGCAAAAAGCUUUCCAACGGACGGUUCGAGCAAAUUGGCUCACUGAAAAAGCCC